CGCCGGCUCCAGGCGCGUAUGUAAGAUGUUCCGAUUUCAUGUGCGUUUAGUUACGGUGUAAUUAUAACUGAAUUGUGUUGUGACUCAGUGCUGUGUUGACGUUUUGGACUGUGUGAUUGCGUGCAUUCAGAUCAUCAAAGCAUGGAAUCUGACAUCACGAACUAAGCAGCAAGAUGCUCGCAUGCACCGAUAUUCCUCAGCAGUGAAAAGGAAUCUCAAAACUAUGGUGUAAGAUGACGACGCGUGAGGUUGAGUUGACGGGCGGAGCGCCUUGGGGCUUUCGCAUGCAUGGUGGCGUCGAUCAGAAUCAGCCUUUGAAGAUAUCUCGGAGUUUAAGCGAUACUCCACGCCGCACUUUUGAUGUGAACCCAGGUCGGAAGGCAUCGCUGUGCGGCGUACGGGAAGGAGAUGUGAUCUCAUCCAUCAACGGUCGCGCUACUCGUGGCAUGAGCAACGCCGAUGCGCACGCUAUGCUGCGCGGAGCGGGGCCAGUGUUGCGACUCGGGCUUAACGAGGACCGAGAGAUGUCACCUCGACGAAGAUCAAUAAGCAAAGGCAGCGAGUUGAAAAGGCCUUCACAGUUGUUAGCGUCAACAGAAGAAGCCACGCUGCAAGAGCCAGUGUACGCCACCAUCAAGCCUCCGAUCACUCAAGCCUGGUCCCCGUCGUCGCCCCUGCGCUCCUCACUAAACUCAUUACCCGCUCUCAACUCCACCCCUCUGGUCAAGUCCGCCGCGCCCGUCGAACAGCCUCUCAAGUUCCAUCCGACCAACCCCUUUUAUACAACAUUGCCCUCGAACUACACAAGUGCUUCCAAACUACCCAUAUCGAAUGGGAAAACGUCGAUAUCUACUUUAGAUAGAAAUAAAACUAAACCAAUAACCAUAGUCCAGAUUUAAAAUCCCCAUCAUACUUUACCGCGAGCGAUUUUGGAUCCAGUAGCCACAUAAAUUCCUCAAAUUUUAGUGAUAAAAUAAAUGGGUUUGGAUUUAAUGCUAACUCUACUGCCAAAAGUUAUAUUUCUUAUGAUAACGUUAAUAGAGACAAACCAAGUCUUCCAAAUGAAAGUGAAAUGAAAAAUCCAUUUAGAUCUAACCGAAUAAAUAGUGACCCGUUUGAGAAAUACUUAAAUCCAGAGCACAAAUUUAAUGGAACAUUUGAAAGUGAAACUAAAAAUAUGACGAAUUCCAUGAGCGAUAAUAGUUUUCAUAAGUCGAAGGAAAUCACGGAGCGUUCGACGAUCACUGAGCAUAAGAUAAGUGAAAUAGAGGAAGUGAAAACUAUUAAAAAGAUUGUUCUGAAUGGAUC
Leguminivora glycinivorella is the source of this 1308-nucleotide messenger RNA. Its product is annotated as PDZ and LIM domain protein 2-like. Gene Ontology annotation, cellular component: adherens junction; stress fiber; filamentous actin. The record is from RefSeq and is a predicted model, not a curated record. Lineage: Eukaryota; Metazoa; Arthropoda; Insecta; Lepidoptera; Tortricidae. Bases 234 to 899 code for a protein of 221 amino acids. The transcript is spliced from 6 exons. Gene Ontology annotation, biological process: muscle structure development; actin cytoskeleton organization. Gene Ontology annotation, molecular function: actin binding; muscle alpha-actinin binding.